Mycena indigotica is the source of this 216-nucleotide messenger RNA. Its product is annotated as Zn(2)-C6 fungal-type domain-containing protein. Lineage: Eukaryota; Fungi; Basidiomycota; Agaricomycetes; Agaricales; Mycenaceae. The transcript is spliced from 5 exons. Gene Ontology annotation, molecular function: zinc ion binding; DNA-binding transcription factor activity, RNA polymerase II-specific. The record is from RefSeq and is a predicted model, not a curated record. The coding region runs from base 1 to 216 and encodes 71 amino acids. Gene Ontology annotation, cellular component: nucleus. Gene Ontology annotation, biological process: regulation of DNA-templated transcription.
AUGUCUGCUACCACUACCAACAACAACAACGGCCAAGGCGUCGGGUACUAUUAUGAUCCUCUUGAUGGGCCACGCACCUCUCGUCGAACCCCGAUGGCUUGCCAAUUCUGUCGAGCCCGCAAGCUCAAGUGUGACGGCCUCCGCCCUCAGUGUACCAACUGCGCCCGUCGUAACUGUGCUUGCAACUACAUCCCAGUCUCUCAGACCACCAAAUAG